Sporothrix schenckii 1099-18 is the source of this 273-nucleotide messenger RNA. RefSeq lists its product as uncharacterized. The coding region runs from base 1 to 273 and encodes 90 amino acids. Lineage: Eukaryota; Fungi; Ascomycota; Sordariomycetes; Ophiostomatales; Ophiostomataceae. The transcript has a single exon. The record is from RefSeq and is a predicted model, not a curated record.
AUGUUUGGUCUUCACCGCAUUGCCGAAGGUCUGGCUUCAGCUGCCAUAACCGUCUUGUAUCCACUUCGAACAUGGGAUGGGCUACCUCCCGGUGUGCGUCCAUCCGCUCGCACAUUUCCCGUUGUGCCUCGAGGAAGACAGGGAAUCCUCCAUCGCCAUUGGGGUCCCCGCGCUGGCUGCAUUGCCACUUUUGAAAGUCACACCAGCGUUCACAUUGCCUCGAGAACCUCGUUUCUACCUGUCCGAUUCGGUUUACGGAGUCUGAAUCAGUAA